UGUCUGAGCUGCCUUGACACGCUUUGGUCGCAUUUCAAAAGGACAAGAACAGGAGGUCAUGUCCAUCAUUGCACAGUAUUUAUCCCUGAGAUAUCUCGCGCAGCUAUCACCAGCGAAUUCCCUUCACACUAUCUGCGCACGGAAGCAUGCCCGCCACGAUUCCUAGGUCAUACUCUGCGGAACCAGAAGCAGGUCCCAGCAGCCUUGGCCAACCACACGAGUCCCCGCAGGCCCAGCCGUCAUGGGACGGCCUGCCUUCAUACAACAGCGAGCCGACCAUCCUCCCUCCCGACUUCACAAUUCCAUCCCGUUUCGAGCGCACCUCUGUGUUUUUCCAGGUUCUCGCAGCGGUGUACAGACCACCGGCGCCGAUGCCUACCCGGCGUCGGUGGGUACCUCCCCAAGAGCACCGAGAUAAAUGCAAGGCUAUGGUCCACUUUGCUCCCCCGCUCGUGGACGAAGAUAUGUCUAACGAAGACAACACGAGUGCAUCUCAAGCAACUCCGCCUGACCAGCUGCUAUACAGACCAGCACGGUCGGUGGGAGUGAACCCUAGAUCUUUGCUACCACUUCGAACGGGUUUAAUGUGUGCUGCCUCGAUCGACACUGGUUUUAUCGCCGGAAAACAGAUCAAGUAUAUUUGCAGGAAAUGGAACACCAGCAGAGAGAAGGAAUGGAUCGGUUUUCACUCCGAGCUCGCUCUCUACACGUCAGAACAGUAUCUCAAGCCUCUUCAGGGGGACGUUGUUCCUACUAUCAUUGGUGUGCAUAUCAUGCCCGAAGCUAUUAGCGUCACCAUGGAACUUCCACACGACUCCUUUUGGAUCGAGUCUUCACCGACAAUGCCUGACGUCCUCAAAGAGCGCGUCAUCGCUGCAUUCGAGAAGAUUCACACACGUGGAGUCCUCCAUGGCGACCCUGAGCUGCGCCAUAUGUUGAUUGGUGCAGAUGGCCGAGUGACCAUUAUCGAUUUCGGGAUGAGCCGCGCGAUCACGGCAGACGACUCGGUCGAGCUCGAACACGCAGAGCCGGAAGAAUUUUUAUUGGAAAUGCGCAAGGUCAAGUUCAAGCUUGACUAUCGGGGCGCGAGGAAAAGGGAAGCGGAUAAGGUUCAGGCUUACCUGAACCGAGUGAGGAGGAACGAAAUGAGAAGAAGAAAAUGGGAACGCCGGAAAAACGGAGAUAAGACUGGGUACAUCUCACCUUAUGAGCCCGAGCCUGAGGAUGAGGUGUCAGAACCCCCGGUACACCACCAAGACUUCCGGGAGGACUGGAUGAAGGCAGCCGACGACACACCACACCGCGUAGUUGUCCCCGGACAGACGGAAGUUGACGUCGCUAGUGCCGUGCAAAACUUCAUUGACGUCGUCGGCCACAUGGCACAUGAAACUCCUAGAGAUCACGACACCCUUACCUCCUCUCUUACAAGUGCGUUUUUACGCUCAAAACGGAGAUUCGAUGAAGCGUUUGAACUACCUUCGACGUGGCCUUUCCCCGCAAAACGCCCGCGCUCUGAGUCACCAGAACCCCAUGCAGGACAACGUCACGGUCAGUCCAUUGAUGGCGAUCCGGGCAACAACAACAGCCGCCGAAUGAAACGCGUUACUUUCGGAGGCGAGAGCCACAGACAUAUAGACGCGUUGACCGGUCGGGUUGUCCGAUGCGGAGAGAGGGUGAAGAUAAUUCGCCAAUGUUCUCACCCGAAGUGCUUUAGAACGAGAUGUAGAAGGGCACUUUCUCGGACCCCUUCCUCGUCGAGUAUUCAGGGUCCCGAAGUCCCAGCGGGACCACAACAUGGAUCCCCCAGCUUCACCGUGAUCUCUGCGAUACCCCCUCGUAGCAUCCUGAAGAGAAAAAGAGUCGAAGACUUAGAGGAGCGGCAGGGGGGUGGGCAGUCAGAUGCCGAGCCAAGUAGCACAAUCAGAGACACCGACGACACUGUCGUCCUCAAAAAACCCCGCACCUCAAACCCAUCGCUGUCCACUCCGCAUGCCAGGAGAGUGGGACCUCGACGCCGUCGCAGACGUCCCGGGUCAGCGAUUAACUUGGUGGCACCAGAUCCUUUCGCUUUCGUGCUUCCUGCUUGGAGGAUAUUUUCGACAUUCGUCACGUCUUUAAUUCCAUGGAGGCGCUGAAUGCAUUGGUUAUUUAUCCUAGCUCUAUUUUCGUUUGUCCCUGGACUCGAACUGCGCAAUUAAUUCCUGUAUUCAUUAGUACUACUGUUUUGGCCGGGGUAUCCACCUGAAUUAUUACUUGAUCGCAACACCACAGCGCAAAGCCCCAAACCUGCUCUGAAGGAAUGCUUGGCACUGGCAUGUAUUACCUUGUCCGCCAUAACAUGACAAGCCGCUUGGCGUG
Molecule: messenger RNA, 2358 nt
Organism: Pisolithus orientalis
Lineage: Eukaryota; Fungi; Basidiomycota; Agaricomycetes; Boletales; Pisolithaceae
Exons: 6
Coding region: 147-2135 (662 amino acids)
Source: RefSeq, a predicted model, not a curated record